AUGGACGAAUUCUUGUCUACCCCAGACAGCCUUAGACACACGCGGCCCGCUGACAAGAUGGCACCGGCCUCCCCGGGAGCGGACGGCCUAGCUGACUUACUGCCGAGCUGCACAAAAGGAGAAACCCUGACACAGAUUUCCAUGGAGCUGGUGGCUUUCUCGGCUAACAUGUUUACCAAAACUGACAAAACCGCCAUGGUGACCAAGCUCCAGGCGGUGAUAAGGGAGGAGAUCAUGGAGGUAUGCAGAGAUCUCACAGCUCUGGAACAGCGGGUCUCCGAACUAGAGUGUGAAAACAUGCAGGCCAUACAGCACUCACAGGCCACAGACCACGCCACAACCAGACAGGGUGCAGUAAUCCUGGAACCUGCACAGACAGGUGGAGGAUCUGGAUAA
This is a messenger RNA of Pelobates cultripes (western spadefoot toad), 396 nucleotides long. NCBI's taxonomy places the organism in Eukaryota, Metazoa, Chordata, Amphibia, Anura, Pelobatidae. The record is from the annotation of a GenBank genome assembly.